AUGGGUCGUAUCGGUCACACCGGUCGUACGUAUCCUACACAACGACUUAACGGCGCAAAUGUAUUUAUGAGCACGGUCAUAUCAUUUUUAUCACGACUCGUGCCCCACUACCAUAUCGGUCGACCAGAUUUGCCUAUUUAUUUGACACCACUAUGUUAUGCACCGGACUUUCAAUACACAGAUCAGGCCUAUGUUAUUUUUCAACAACUAUUUGAGGCAUCCAUUUCCCAACACUCGGAUAAUUUAUUAGCCGACUAUUACUAUCAGAAUUAA
Oppiella nova is the source of this 273-nucleotide messenger RNA. The record is from the annotation of a GenBank genome assembly. NCBI's taxonomy places the organism in Eukaryota, Metazoa, Arthropoda, Arachnida, Sarcoptiformes, Oppiidae.